AUGGCAUCUUCUACCUUAGAACUGAAGACCGUUUGUCCGGAGAAGUCAGUUCCACACAAUGGAGCAGCUAAGGGUCGACCUCGGCGGCCAAAUUAUAAACACAUUCACCGGUUUCCCCUACCUAUAACUGUUCACCCAUUGCCCCCUUUAAUACCGCACAACCCCCUUUCACUCCUCAGUAUUGCUCUCUCAUAUCUCACCUUCUAUAUAUCUCCGCCUCAGCCAAUAACAUGCUCAGCUUAUUUUGACGCUUGUACCUCUUCUAUCCAAGUUACAGAUUCCAAGACCAUCCGUAUCUUAUGGGAGAUGGGUUUUUUUGGUAAAGGUAGCCUAAGUAGAAGCGAGCCGUCGUGGCUCGAACGCGAGAAAAAGAGAAGAGGGCUUAUUGGCCAAAGCACAAGCGAGGAAGCGACAAGGAUGAGGCGAGUAGAGAGACGACAAUUCAAGCUGGAGAGAGCGAGAAAGGAGAAAGAGGCCAUUGCUGAACAACUCAGAGCCGAGGGAAAGUUACCAGACGGGCCAGCAUCAGAUAAAAGUACAUCAGCCUUAGACGACGAAGCAGCUCAGGAAACGAAAACUGCUGAAGGCGGUACAUCUGCACCAAAUGAUGAACUUGCUGGAAAGACGACUACCAGUCGCAUCAAGUCUGUUCGUUUCUCACCUACGGUGGAAGUGGCAGAUAUAAAUGACGAUAUUGAGGUAGAUGAAGAGCACCUUCAGCUUUCCAGUGAAGAUGCUUUCUUCCUUUCAUAUGGCCUUGGUGUUCUUGAUGUAUAUGAUGAUACCAGAAGCACAGUACUUAAACCUCAAGCACUCCUUGCCUUACUCCGUCAGCAUUCAUACUUCCCGCCUCGUGCUCCCUCUGCGGCGCCCGAACCGGACGACCGAUUCAUGAUUUCAUACAUUGCAUAUCACCAUUUCCGUUCCCUCGGCUGGGUUGUUCGGUCCGGAGUCAAGUUCGGUGUCGACUUGCUUCUCUAUAACAAAGGCCCAGUCUUUUCACAUGCUGAAUUCGCUGUCAAUCUUCUCCCGUCCUACAGCCAUCCGUACUGGAAAGAGACUGAAGAGAGACGAGAGUAUGUGGCUGCAAAGCUGAACCAUACGUGGUGGUGGCUUCACUGCGUAAACCGGGUGCAAGCCCAGGUUAAAAAGAGCUUCGUUAUGUGCUUUGUGGAGAUCCCACCACCUACAACAGGUAGCAAGCCUGAUGAACAGGAUAUUGGAGAACUCCUGAAGACAUAUCAGGUCCGGGAACUGGCCGUCAAGCGAUGGGUGCCGAACCGGAGCCGUGAUUGA
Messenger RNA from Trichophyton benhamiae CBS 112371, 1296 nucleotides. RefSeq lists its product as uncharacterized. Gene Ontology annotation, cellular component: tRNA-intron endonuclease complex. Bases 1 to 1296 code for a protein of 431 amino acids. Lineage: Eukaryota; Fungi; Ascomycota; Eurotiomycetes; Onygenales; Arthrodermataceae. The record is from RefSeq and is a predicted model, not a curated record. Gene Ontology annotation, biological process: tRNA-type intron splice site recognition and cleavage; tRNA splicing, via endonucleolytic cleavage and ligation. Gene Ontology annotation, molecular function: tRNA-intron lyase activity; nucleic acid binding. The transcript has a single exon.